Chara braunii is the source of this 1445-nucleotide messenger RNA. The record is from the annotation of a GenBank genome assembly. NCBI's taxonomy places the organism in Eukaryota, Viridiplantae, Streptophyta, Charophyceae, Charales, Characeae.
CGGCGCAGGCACGAACACAUGAGGAAUAACUCAUCAAUCUAGAGCACAAUGAAGAUGCAAAAAUGGAGGAAGCCCCAACUGGUGCUGCUGUCCAACGUGGGGGGACGUCGCAGGCAGCCGGGGGAACGACGUCGUGGCGACCAGCCACAUCGACGAUGACACGUCAGCAGCGCGCAGCCGAGGGUGGUGGAUCAGGCUCUGCGGUCGUGGCUGGAGCGACGCUUGAAGCGAUGCAGCCCCGUCUGGGCGGGUUGAAUGUCGAGGCGGUGGCGGGAACAUUGCGGGGGCCGUCGGGGGGAGGUCGACGGGAAGAGGAAGUGAACCGCCAGUUGGAGGGUGCACGGUUGGAGAAAAGAAACGUGGGUGGAGAUGAUGAACCUCUCGCCAACAGGGUACGAAAGGGGGGCGUGGCAAAAGAUUUGGCAGAGCGGACGAAACUGCUAUACAACAUCAUCCACGAGACAAAAGAAUACCUCGUCGCCAUUGCCAGUGGGCUUCCUCUCCUGGAGCUCCCCAAAAGCGUCGCCAUGCCAAAAUCCAAUGUAACGCAGAUCAGGCUCACGGAUGCGGGGCAGCUGCAGGAAACUUUGAGCCGCGCAGGGAAACUUCAAAAUGUGGCGUUGCAUGUGUUACACGGAUGGGUCUUCAAAUCAGGUUCGAGAGCUAGAGGUUACACUGUCACCUUCCAGUACGCCCUCGAGUCUCUGGCGACUGACAUCGCCCGCACGAAGUGGCAUGGUGAGGAGUGGAGCGACGUCAUCAGCCCCGCUGUGUGCGCGCAUACGUUGGACUUGGGGAUGGACCCGCCACUCUGGUUUGCAAGGGUGCACAUAGAAGAUGGACCGGAUGACGACGAUAUGGCGGCGUACCAGGAGGCCACUGUCAUGCGACUGGUCGCGACUUUCAGCACAGCGGUUGAGACGGGCCAGACCAUCGACAAUGGAUGCAUCACACACGAUCAUCUCUCGCGUGUAGCCGAGAGCUUCAGGCUGCUGCUCGCCGCGUGCAUGUGGAAAAUGCGAAUGGCGGGAGACAAUCUGCGAUCGCACUCCGAGGCAUUCUACUUCGCCAACAUUCUUGCCAAGCCCCUGCUCGUUGCGUCCAUGCAUCGGAUGUUCGAUCAUUGCCGACACAUCGUAUCUUUAAUGAACGCGGUUACGGAGCGGUUGGGCAAGGCGCAACUAACAUUGGGCCACUUCCCCAACUACAUUCCCGAGUGGGCAUCGUGCGACAUCUUUUUCCACCAUGACGCCAACUUAUCAAGUCCUGACGAUGUGAGGCGGUUAGAGUGGUUGGGGACAGGCCCCCCAGGGGGCGGCGACGAUUAUGCGAACGACGAUGAUGGUUGAACGUCGGGAGGACCAUGGUGCGACGAUGAUGAUGCGACGACGAUAACGCUUUUUUUUUUGGGGGGGGGGGGGGUUGUAUUGGAUAGUGAAACUUUC